Molecule: messenger RNA, 1746 nt
Organism: Sander lucioperca (pikeperch)
Lineage: Eukaryota; Metazoa; Chordata; Actinopteri; Perciformes; Percidae
Gene: spi1b
Product: Spi-1 proto-oncogene b
Exons: 5
Coding region: 348-1139 (263 amino acids)
Biological process (GO): regulation of transcription by RNA polymerase II; cell differentiation
Cellular component (GO): nucleus
Molecular function (GO): sequence-specific DNA binding; DNA-binding transcription factor activity, RNA polymerase II-specific
Source: RefSeq, a predicted model, not a curated record
GGUCUCCCCUGACAAAUCAUCAAUGGCCAGGAACCUUUAGCAGACACACUCUAUUGCUCCCACCCACACACAUUUUACAGAAGUCAAAAGUUCCUUUUUCACUUUACAGUCAAACAGCGGGCCUUGUUUAUUUCAUUUUAUUUGACCCAGCUGAAAGCCUCCGAGAGUAGCUCAGGUCAUAAGUGUGUGCUAUACAGUAAGAGAGAGGGACACAUUUUUUGUUUUUUCGUUGAGCGAGAGGAAAUUUUGAAACAUUGUGCAAUGGUGCCGCAAAAGUUUUGAAAGGUUGUGAGAACGUUUUUGCUUGCAAAGCGUCUGAGAGUCGGUCCGUUGGAGAAGAGGUCUCCAUGUUGCAUCCAUACAGAAUGGAGAGCUAUCUCAUCCCGCCUCACUCAGAAGAAAUGUACGAUCCUGAGAUCUACAGACAUCAAAUUGCAGAAUAUUACAAUCCAUAUGUCCUAGAUGCAGAUAUCCAGGCAGAUCACUGGGACUACCACCCUCACCCUCACGUACACCCUGUAGAGUUUGAAAACCUCCAAGAGGCCAACUUCACAGAGCUGCAGAGUGUGCAGGCUCUCCAUGCGCCCAGCCUCAUACGACACGACGCCAUACGGUACGACGCAGAAAACCUGCUUGAUCCAAAUCUUGGGGCACAUCCACAUGUGUUACAGCAACCAGUAGCCUUCUUCCCUCGGGCUGUGUUUCCACCACAAGUGUCACAGCGCAGCUCUGAUGAUGAGGAGCAUGGAGGACGAAGUCCCCCACUGGAGGUGUCUGAUGAGGAGUGUCUGAGAGAUCGAAUCCCUUAUGUCACACCAGGAGAGCUGGGCAAUAAAAAGAAGAUCCGUUUGUACCAGUUCCUGUUGGACCUUUUAAGGAACGGCGAUAUGAAGGACAGUAUCUGGUGGGUGGACAGAGACAAAGGGACAUUCCAGUUUUCAUCCAAACACAAGGAGGCUCUUGCACACCGCUGGGGAAUCCAGAAGGGAAACCGCAAAAAAAUGACCUAUCAGAAGAUGGCUCGUGCCUUACGCAACUAUGGCAAAACUGGAGAGGUGAAAAAGAUUAAGAAGAAGCUGACGUACCAGUUCAGUGAUGAGGUGCUGGGGAAGAGUCAUCUGGAGAGAAAAUAUAUGUAAGGAUACUGAAAUGUCAAGUGUUGAGGUGUAGUUUCUGGUUUCAGAUGCUUAAUCAAACUUGCUGAUGUGGUUGGUUGCAUUUUGUGAAUAGCACCUAUACUGCUGUACAGUGUGAUAAACAGCUAAUAGUGUACUGUCAAAAUGCAGCAGGGAAAAGAGAGAGGGGAACGUUGCAGUUACACUGUAUGCCUCUUAGACCCUGGGUUACUGUGCUCCCAGUAUGCAUUUCUAAAUGUGUGCGCACACAUGUCAGUGCAUAUUCUAUUUUUGUUUAUUAAAUUUUUGUUUCAUAACAUGUAACUAGUGAGAGUUUAAAUGUUCCAGUUGGCCCAGGUCUUUUUCCUACUGUGUUUAACUCUCCUUGUGAUAGACAGGCUUAAGUUCUCUUGUGGAUAAUCCUAUGUGUACUACUGUAUGUAUAUAUAAUUGCAAUUUCAUAUUUAAAACAGCAAGGAGACACACAGAAGUCAUUAAUAGGAUAGACUAACCUUGGAGGACCAUUAUAAGACCAUUACUAUGAUUACUUACAUUACAAAUGUUUUGUACAAAUACAUAAAACUCUGUAUGUUAUAAUUAAGAAUUGCUUAAUAAAGUAUGUGUAUAGUAA